ACUUUCCCAAAUUAAAUUCAAAUCCUGAUUAAAAUAAAACAACUUUUUUAUUAUAAUUAUGUUUACCCCACACUCGCGCAACGUGUUGUCAUCAGCUGAUCGAGAGUAUGAAAUGUUUCAAUGCUUCCAGAGCGGGAGAGAGAAACCGUUAUGAGAAUAAGUUGACCAAUCAGCGCUUCCGUCGGCAUCUGUCAGAUAGGUGCUGGAAAAUCGACCUAUCCGGCAAUGUAAAUAAUAUUUUGCAGAGUACGCAUAGAACUUUGGGUGUUUUGACAAUUUUCGUUUGGGAUUUUUGCUUUUUUCCCGUUUUUAAGUGUUUUUAUUCUUUUCAAAUUGAAACACUUGUGUUCAGACGAUGACGACUGCUGAUUCUCCUCUUGCAUUCAGCUUAUCAAUCCCGUGUUCCUUCGUAGUUCGGCUCCUCGUGUGACAUGAUUAGAAUUCCGUUCCAUCUACGACCACCCCCGGGACGCACCCUCCACUCGCUGGUGAGGACAUUUUCCUCAACGAAGCUGGCCGAUUUAUCCGGGACACAGGAAAAGAGCACCCGGCAAAAGAUCAAUUUCCACGAGCUUAAACAUCCGAGCAAGGUUCCCCAGCGUCCACACAAAUCUACGAUUGACGGCCAGUCGACACCAACCCGCAUCCCGGUGGACGCCCAAACGGUGCAGCUGCUGGAGCGGUUAAGCCUGGUGGAUCUGGACAGCGCCGAGGCCCACCGGACGCUCGAGGACGCGAUCGAGUUUGCGUCGCAGAUUCUGUCCGUGGACACCGACGGCGUGGAACCGCUGUACACGGUGCUGGAGCGGGAGCGGUUGACGCUGCGCGAGGACCGCGUGUCCGACGGGAACAUCCAGCAGGAUGUGCUGAGGAAUGCACGCGUUACCGAGGAGGAGAACUUUGUGGGAAGUAAGCGGGAGAUGGUUGGUGGAAAGGGGAUUGUGGGCUUCCGACAGCUGCUGGAAGCUUGUAGGGAUAGUAAAUUUGUAGCGCGUUCAAUCCGUCGCCAUCAAGAGUCGCCUUGGCGGAGAGGAACUCACGCUGGAACAGCUGGAACUCUUUCCGGCGGACGCCGCCGCCCUAGAGGAAGAGCUGGGGGACUUUCGAUUCAAGGUGGGCCGAACCAGCAGUAAAAGGAUUCGGCCCAGUAUGCUGCGGCUGCGUCAGUGCGUCCACGUGGCCACGCUGCAGAUCGUGCUGGAUGCGUUUGAAAAUGGCGGCGAUGCAAGCGUGAGGAUUCACCGCAAGCUGGCGCCGUUC
Molecule: messenger RNA, 1260 nt
Organism: Culex pipiens pallens (northern house mosquito)
Lineage: Eukaryota; Metazoa; Arthropoda; Insecta; Diptera; Culicidae
Product: glutamyl-tRNA(Gln) amidotransferase subunit C-4, mitochondrial-like
Exons: 2
Coding region: 432-1133 (233 amino acids)
Biological process (GO): mitochondrial translation; glutaminyl-tRNAGln biosynthesis via transamidation; regulation of translational fidelity
Cellular component (GO): mitochondrion; glutamyl-tRNA(Gln) amidotransferase complex
Molecular function (GO): glutaminyl-tRNA synthase (glutamine-hydrolyzing) activity
Source: RefSeq, a predicted model, not a curated record